Molecule: messenger RNA, 9308 nt
Organism: Nerophis lumbriciformis (worm pipefish)
Lineage: Eukaryota; Metazoa; Chordata; Actinopteri; Syngnathiformes; Syngnathidae
Source: RefSeq, a predicted model, not a curated record
UUGCAACAUGGAGAAACAAGGGGGUAGCUGACAAGAAUCCUGCUUCCCUCUCUCGGCCCCUCCUCUCUAUGCUCCUUUCACAACACUGAGCAUAGGCAUAGGCGGAGAGAGAGGAGUGAAGGGAAGACAAAGGAGAAGUCGAGACAGCUUUCGCUCUAGUCUGGAUUUACCACACAUUGUUGAUUUGUAUUUUGCAGAUUUUUCUCUGUAGUCGGGUCACGUACCAACAUAUUUUCUUCCCAGUGGUUAAAAGCUGUGUUUGUCAACAGAAUCCUGGAGCAAAGUGGAUGGAUAAAUGUUGAAGCAAGGAGUUUAUCUGGUUUUCCCAUGGAUAUUUUGUUGUCUCUCUUCACUGGCUGUCUUUUGUAUGAGCCCACCCUCCCGCCUCCCCUUCUUCCUUCACUUGGCUGCACAGGCUUUUCUGUGAAUCAGUGGAUCUCCCAUCCCAGAAACCUUUGACACACACGAACAGUGUCUUACCCCGACUUUGUCUUACCACUUGGGAAUGAUUUUACAAACCGGACGUAAAGCCCAAUGACAAUUUUUUUUUGAUGCUAAGGUUUUGUUUUUAAUAUUUGUGAUAGCAAAGACAUUGGCUGUCCAAUGAUCAUCAGGCUGCGUCAUCAAUAAUUUUUUUGUGACCAGAAAAGUAACGAAGACACUCUGGAUAUACCUGCUCCUUCAACAUGCCUUCCUGAAUCUAUGAUUAUUUUGGUUGUGUCAACAAUGACACGAUAACGGCUGGCAAAACAUGGAAUGUUAACAAUUUUUUUUCCACAACACGGUGCUUGGUUUAUUUUUCACUCGUUGAUUUAAGCUGCUAGCGCUGCAGAAUGGAAUUCACGUGAUAUGUUGCAGACGGGAAGGGAGCCUUGGAUCUGUUAUUUGGCUCAGAUGCAUUUGUAAACGAUAGACUUGCUUUUUUUAAACUGAGCCUCGGAGAUAAAAUUACCGCUGUUUAUCUGCCAUCCAGUGUGGUGAGGAUGAAAAAGAGCCACAGCAACACACUGAGGCGGGCAUGGCCCAGCUCUGACCUGUCAGAGUGGCUAUUGCCACCAGGAGUCUGUGUAGAGCCUCACAGGAGCCGACGUUCUCACAGUGAGAAGGACUACAGAAUUCGCAAACACAGAAAGAAGAACCACUAUCCUGCAUCGUAUCUGUGUCAGACUCCGCCUGCUUAUAUUCACACAGGUGAUGUGUCGCCCAUCAGUAUGUCCCCUAUUAGCCAAUCGCAGUUCAUCCCUCUGGGAGAAGUAUUGCUAUUGGCUAUCUCUGCUAUGAACUCAACCCAUAAGCCUGUCACCCAGGAGGCCCUAACUGAACACCUGCAGACAUGUUUUCCAGGUGUUCCCACCCCAACGGAGGAGGUCCUGCGCCACACACUAAAUAUGUUGGUUCGUGAACGCAAGAUUUACCCAACAACUGACGGAUAUUUUGUUGUAACUCCCCAAACUUACUUCAUCACUCCAAGCUUAAUUCGAACCAGUUCCAAGUGGUACCACUUAGAUGAGCGUUCGACUGACCGGCACCAACAGCAGCAACAUCAGAAUCAGCAGACUCAGUGCACCUCCCCACUCUCUGGCACCAUCACUCCAUCCACUUCUGGUGGCAUACGAGAUAGAAUACACUCAAAAUCCCACCAGAACCACAGUGGGGGUGGUGGAGUCGUGGAUUCCUUUCACAACAACACUUAUCGUGGAGACGACCCCCCCAGUCACCACACCACUCUGCAACACAGAUCCUCCAAAGACCCCAGGGAGGCAUAUUCGUCUCCGCAUUCUCCACAGUCACCCCCUCAGUUAGCAGGAGGCAACACAGAAAAGUGCCGCACCACCCUCGGGUUCCCCUUCAAGACGGACACGCUUACAAAGCAUCGUGGUGGAGGAGGGAGUGGAGGGGGGACAAGUGAGAUAGAGAAGCAAACAGGAAGUGGUACGGGGAGUCGAAAGUUUGGUUUGAAGCUGUUCCGCCUCAGCUUUAAGAAAGACAAAGCCAAGCAGUUGGCCACCUUCUCUGCACAGUUCCCCCCUGAGGAGUGGCCUCUCCGUGAUGAAGAGUCACCCAGCCAGCUCCCACGUCAUAUAGAGAUGGAAAUUAUUCGCAGAAUCAACCCUGAUCUCACAGUAGAAAACCUUGCUCGGCACACAGCAGUCAUGAAGCGUCUUGAAGAAGAGCGUGCCCAGAGGAGCAAAGCAUCAUCAGCCAAUCACAGUUCAAGAAGCAGAAGAAGUGGAGGCAGACAUCGGAAGCCGUCUCAGACCAAACUUAGUCGCUCACAUAGCAAGAUAAGGGUGACUCGUGGUGAGCAUAGUGAAGGUUCCCAUUUGGAACUCACUGACAAGGACUAUAGAGCCUACUCAUCAUCACUGGCUCGGUCACCAAGGGAACAUGCCUUGGCCAUGGAGCGACAGCGGACACGCCUUCAUCUGGCACACAGCAACCCCAACAUUCUUGACUCCUCCCAUCUACCUGUCACACCAGAAUGGGAUGUGUCUGGAGAGCUCGCCAAACGGCGGACAGAAAUGCCUUUCCCUGAGCCAAGCCAUGGCCCAUCAGCACACCACUCGAAAGUCCAUCGUUCACACUCUCAUACACAGGAGAGGAAGUCUCGUAAUGAACGCAGCGAUAAAGCCAAGGAACGUUCCAGAUCAAUGGAAAAUUCAAAAGGACCACUUGGAGCUGGCUUAAUUGGACCACCAAGUUACUAUGAUGAUCGGAACCGAUACUAUACCGAUGACGGAACUUUACGAGCCAACCAGAGCUCUUGCCACUACCCUCGCGCCACUCCCCCCUUGGUUAAGACGUCUGGGGAAUCACUAGGGUUAGAUGGUGGCAGGAGUUUAGAGAAAUGUAAGAGUCGGGACAGUCUGCCAGCUUACUCUCCUAAACCACAGCACAACUCGGUCCCUCCUGAUGGCUACUUCCAGUGUUCCGGUUCUUCUGAGGCUGCACUCAUAGCCCCAAAUACACUAGGAACUCUUGGCAGAAAUAGCCAAGAUGGUUUAAAACUGGGCAGCACUGACUGGCAAACAGAAAGACAGACACCACAUCCUCCAGAAAAUAAGGAGGACUUGUCAAAGGUGGGCCCUAAAGGGGGCAGCCUGCCUCCAAUACCUCUCUCAAUGCCAGAUCCCCCUGUUUCGAAUGGACGACCUCCCCACAGUGCCUCCUGUGGUCAAGAAAAAUGUAAAGAGAUCUUUAGUAAAGACACACUUUUCAAACCCCCUCCUGGCCUUCCUUUGCCAGGAUACAGCUCCUUGAGGAAAACCCCUGUCCUUACUUCCUCCAAUCUGUCCUCAUCCUGCGAUGCACUUGAUUCCCAGGAGGCUUAUGACGCCCCGAAACCUCUGGUUGCAACACCUUCUGCUUCCAUACAGGGAAGCGAACCCACAACCAUUGCUGCAGAGGUCUCCUUUGACUAUUACAAUGUUUCGGAUGACGAUGAACUUGAGGAAGGAGGAACUAAAAGUAGGGGAGAGGAUGGGAAAACUGGAGGAGGGAUUGUUGGACGGGGAGGGGCUGGAGCAGGUACCAUGCAGUGGCUAUUGGAGAGAGAAAAGGAAAGGGAUCUACAGAGAAGGUUUGAAAGAACCCUCACAUUCCCUGGUGCUAAAGAGAACCUUCCAGAACCCAGUCAUAAUCAGCAGUCUGCCCACUCUGCCAGACUGGACAGUAUGGAUUCAAGCUCGGUUACUGUUGACAGCGGAUUCAACUCACCAAGAACGAGGGAGAGCCUGGCGUCAAACACCUCCUCCAUAGUGGAGAGUAAUCGUCGGCAGAAUUUGGCUCUCAGUCCAGGCCACCUAGGCAUUACAAACAGCAAUGGCCCCCCUUUCUCAUUCCGCGCCAUACCUGAACCAGCUGGGAGCCAAACGGAGAAACUCCAAAAGCCCAACGCCUGCCUUGCAUCAAUCACCAGCGUCUAGUUGGGGGGUGCAUAAUGAAGGGCAAGUGGAAGUCACACUCCAAGGACUGUUAUUCCUACAGACUGUCACAUUGACUGUAUCAGUGGAGCUUGCCACAAAACCUGGAACUAUAGCUGUUAACACACACACUCAAACAAACAGAGGAACUUAGACCACUGAGACUGCUCUCUUUUCUGAUAAAUACUCACACUAACACCAUGCCACUGGGCAGAUUGACCAUGUCAGUUCAUAGACUCUGGUUUACACACACCACUGUUGUGUUCUUUCACUUACAUAGGUUCUACUGUAUGUGUGUGUGAAUGCGUGAGUGGAUGCCAGUGUGAUUUGUCGAAGAUAUGGUUGUGUAACAGUAAUUUGUAAUCUCAGGUCGUUUUUCGUUUGUUUUCAUUCCCAUUCCAGCUGCUCCAUAUCUGUUCAUCAUUUUCCAAUGGUGUGUUUGCACACUGAAUGAAGGGUCAGAGGCUAUGCUAACUACUGUUACUGACGCGACACAUUCUCACUAAUCCACUUUCUGCGCACUUUGUGGUAAAAAAUGUGAGUGGGGCAGAUGGUAAUACGUAUAACCAAAACGCGGGACAAUUUAUUUUCUGUAGAAGUGCACAGAUUGAAUGGCCAUUGUCCAGAAUCCCAAUAAAAACAUUGUAGCUUGACCAACCAUGACACUGCGAAUCAGUGAUAGAACUGAUCUUGUCCAACACUGGCCUACAUUGGGCUUUACAGUCUUUAAGAUUCCUGCCUGACCACUGUAAGGGCAAUUCCUAAACUUUCGAAAGUUAAUACGAUGCAUCAGACCAGUGAAGGUGUGGUGAGGUUAGCUGCUCUUUCCUCGGUAAUUACGGUACGACCAAAGCCAUUGAGAAAAAUACCACCUUUUAGUUUGAUAUUUUAGAUUGUUUUUGUUGAUCUUUGUUUUGUUUUUUCAGUAUAUGAAAGGUCUAUCGAAGGGAAGUUAAGAAAAUAUUUGUCAUUUCAAUUAGAAAAAAGACCAAAAGCCAAACAAAAUUCAGUACAAUUGACCUGUUUACUGUAUGUAUCUAAAUAUGUACCUUUACAUUUUUCAUCAUGUCCACUGGAUGCUGCUGUUUCAUUCCUUGACGUCUUUUCAGGCCUGUUGUAUUUAUGUUGUCUCUGCUCACAUGAUCGUAUUUUCCGGGCUAUAGAGCACACCGGUAUUUAAGCUGCACCCACAAAAUUUUAGAAUAAAUAAAUAUGUUUAUAUAUAUAUUAGCCACACCGGACUAUAAGCCGCAGAUAUAUACUGGUUCGAAAGAUUUUGUAAAUGUUUAUUUGCAUACCUUAAUUGUUUCCAAACAGUGCCUGUAACACGGCAGUAAAACCGCUGAUGAAACAAAACAGAAGUCAUUGUCAUGGACCCACAAGUUGCGGAACCCGCUCUCAGAUCAGUUAAACAGACUCCAUAACUCCACGGUGAUAUCUUGAUGAAUUUAUGAAACUGAAACAAUACAAAAAGAAUGUCAUUGUAAGUUAAUAACACUAACACAGUCACUUGUAAAUGUAUUAGCAUAUUUGCUAAUGCUAACGACGCUAGUUUGAUUACUUUACCAUAGCACGUACAAAUAUGAAUGAAAACACUCCUACAGACAUCACACAUUAAUUGUUUUAGUUAUAUUGUAAAACGCUGCUUGUAGUGAUGAAUGAAGAAUCCUUUCGAACAGAAAUGCUAUCGACGAAUACUUUCGGUUCAAGGAACAAAACAGGAAGUACAUUUUUAAUACAAAGCACCUGUGUGCAAAAGAUGGCGCCAAAGAACAAACUAACACCUUUUUCAGUGUCACUGUUGGUGUUAUAUGACAACUAUUAAAUACAAAACAUUAUGGCCGUUAGCGAAGAAAAAUCCAUAGAAUAGCCACACCGUUUUAUAAGCCACACGGUUGAAAGCGUAUAAAAAAAACAAACGGUUUGUAGUUCGGGAAAUACGGCACAUAUUGUAAACACACAGUCCAGUCAAAAGUGUACAUGGGGAAUAUUGUCAUAAUUUUUGACACACAUACAUUCUCCUCAAUAUUUUUAGUAAGUGGUGUUGGGUGUGUGGAAGCUUCUGACCUGAACUAUGCAGAUACACUGCCUGGCCCAAAAUAAGAUCACACCAAUAUUUGGUUAGACUGCCUUUACCUUUGAAUAUUGCACGCAUCUCCAAAAGUAUCAUAAAGUAUCUUUGAAAAAUGUACAUUGGUUAAGAAAUAUUUUGAAGUCGCCACUGCUAUUUUUUUCCAGAUAAGGUCAAAAAUAAACAAAAUAUUGAUUCACUCGGUUACAACAUUACAAACACCUGCGCACUGUCCGAUUGAUUCAGACUCUGCAUAAAAAAAAUACACUUUUAGCAGCAUUUAUGUCACUGCAUGUCAGUGUUAUUAUGCGCUUGCCAAGGCUAGAUGAAAACAACACUUUAUCCUACCUUUUUUGGUAUUUUCUCACAGCCUGAAGCAGAGGAGCUCCUCCUCUGGCUGAGAGCUUGACUAAAUGUCUAAAAAAGUAUGUCCACCUCGCUCUGACAUCACAACUAGGGAUGUCCGAUAAUGGAUUUUUGCAGAUAUUCCGAUAUUGUCCAACUCUUUAAUUACCGAUACCGAUAUCAACCGAUACCGAUAUCAACCGAUAUAUGCAGUCGUGGAAUUAACACAUUAUUAUGCCUAAUUUGGACAACCAGGUAUGGUGAAGAUAAGGUACUUUUUAAAAAAAUUAAUAAAAUAGAUAAAUAAAUUAAAAACAUUUUCUUGAAUAAAAAAGAAAGUAAAACAAUAUAAAAACAGUUACAUAGAAACUAGUAAUUAAUGAAAAUUAGUCAAAUUAACUGUUAAAGGUUAGUACUAUUAGUGGACCAGCAGCACGCACAAUCAUGUGUGCUUACGGACUGUAUCCCAUGCAGACUGUAUUGAUAUAUAUUGAUAUUUUAUUUAGGAACCAGAAUAUUAAUAACAGAAAGAAACAACCCUUUUGUGUGAAUGAGUGUAAAUGGGGAAGGGAGGUUUUUUGGGUUGGUGCACUAAUUGUAAGUGUAUCUUGUGUUUUUUAUGUUGAUUUAAUAAAAACAAAAUAAAAUAAAAAAAAACGAUACCGAUAAUUUCCGAUAUUACAUUUUAACACAUUUAUCGGCCGAUAAUAUCGGCAGGCCGAUAUUAUCGAACAUCCCUAAUCACAACAUAGCCAGGCGUCAAAACCCUGUGAACAGAGCCAUUCAAAACUGUGUGCAAGCUCACGCUAAAAUGCAUGAACUUUAUGAUUUGCUGCUUUGCCAUUGUUUAACAUGAGUAUUCAAUAUUGUCACAAUCUUUAAUUUGACUUGUAAAAGUCAGAAAACUGCUUGUGAAAAGCGAAUGCAGAAACAUCCAGUGAACAUGAGUCCUUUUACACAUUUCACUUGUCAUUUUCUAAAUGGUAGGUUGAUUUUAUGGCAUUAAAGUAGUCACACAUUUUAGUGGAGGCUUCAGAUGCAUCAGGAGCAGCUUUCCUGGCAUUGGAGUGUCCAAUAAAAUGAUGCUUUUCAAAAACAUGAACCUUACAGAUGUUAAUCACAGUUAACCAGGUUGUGGUUAAAUUUCUUACUUUAUUAAACUAUUGAAAAUCCAUAAACAUGACUAUGAUCAGUUUGAAUCAGAGUCCUGAUCACGGUGAAUUCUGCAGUCUUAUUGCUUAUCCUUUUAGUUAAUGUCAACUGGCGGCCCUCGGGCCACAUCCUGCCCACCAGAGCUUUCCAUCCGGCCCCCAGAAUGAAAAUGAAUUUAGGCAGAGAGUCUUUCUAUUAUUUACUAUCUAUUGGAACUGGGUCAUCUCAUUGUGGAAGUCCGACACCGCCCCAUUUGUCGUCAAUUUCUUUUAACAUCACUCGCUUCGGUAUUUACUGUGAGAUCACAGAGGAGAUAAAAGGCUGAAUCCCAAUUAUGUUACUCCUAACCCCUGGAAAUAUCAAGGGGUGGAAAAUACUUCCUGAAAAAUGCUCCGUGGCUUUGACGUCAACAGUAAACAUACAAUGUACGACAUUACAUCACAGGUUAUGGAUGAACCUAUAAACAGUCAACUUCACAAUAUUUAUAAUUUAAUUGCAUAAGUUGGUCAUCAUGACAAGCAAUAUUAAAUAAAAUAAACAUCAUUCUAAACAUAGCUUAUGUACAUUUUUAAAGUAGUCGAGCAGCCUAAUAAUUAAUUAAAUGAAGUCAAUUUGCUGAUAGUCUGCCAUCGUAGUUUACUUGCUACAGCUCUGUCAAAUGGCUUGUCUGAAGAGCAAUUUUGAAAUAAAAACAAGGUUAAAAAAAUGGCAAUAUUAAAAAAAAAAAGUAUUUAGCGAGCUUGUAUGACGAGCGAUUUUUAAACAAAACAACAUGGAAAUUUUAAAAGACGUCAGACAUAUUUUACUCGCUUUAGCUGCAUUAGCUAGCUUGUAUGACGAGCAAUUUUAAAAUACAUACCGGUACUUAUUUACUUGCUUGACGUGAACGUGCAAAACGAGGAGCCAAGACAAGGUCUAAGGGGGAAUUUUCAACCUAAAUCUAAAGAUAGCCAGCAAUUUCAUUUGCAGAGAAUGAAAUAUCAUUGACUAUUCGGCCUGCGUACUUUUUAAACAUUAAUACUAUAUGGUGUCACGUUGUUUUAAUAUCACCUUAUUUAACAUGCAGGUUAGCUUAUAUGUUUUGAAAUGGAUAAGCAAGCAUUUAGUAAAGUGAAGUACAGAUAAAAUAGUUCAACACAAGGACUGUAUAUAUAUAUAUAUAUAUGUAUACACACACACAAUAUGUGUAUAUACAUAUAUACAUAUAUAUAUAUAUAUAUAUAUAUAUAUAUAUGUAUAAAUAUGUAUAUACAUAAAUAUAUAUAUACAUAUAUGACAACACUGGAAUAAAAAUUGCCACACACUACUUCUAUGGCCUGUUGUGUAAGCACAACCCUUAUACAGUUGAUUAAACCCCUGAUUAUUGACGGGUGUGGCGGUUCUGGAUAUCCCUAAAAGUGGACCUGUGCAUAGGCUAAUAUACAUAUAUAUGUAUAUAUAUAUAUAUAUAUAUAUAUAUACACAUAUACAUAUACAGUCAUGGUCAAAAGUUUCCAUACACUUGUGAAGGACAUCAUGUCAUGGCUGUCUUGAGUUUCCAAUAAUGUCUACAACUCUUAUUUUUUUGUGAUAGAGUGAUUGGAGCACGCACAUGUUUGUCACAAAAACGUUCAUGAAGUUUGGUUCUUUUAUGAAUUUAUUAUGGGUCUACUGAAAAUGUGACCAAAACUGCUGGGUCAAAAUUAUUCUUACAGCAACAUACAUUAUCAAUUUUGGUGAUGUAGAAAGUAUUGGAAACUCAAGACAGCCAUGACAUUAUGUCCUUCACAAGUGUAUGUAAACUUUUGACCAUGACUGUAUGUAUGUAUAUAUACAGG